CUUUGUUUUCCCUUUUUCUUCUCCUGUAUUUCUUUGUUACCUAGUAAUCCCGUUCCAUCAACAAAGGCACUCUUUUGUUUGGAUUCACACUGAACACGAGUACCAGCAGCAAUGGCUAAUACAAAGACACAAGAUCAUGCGGCGGUAGAGAAGCCACACACCAAACCAGGCCGUAAACCCCUGACAAGUGAGCCAAAGAACAAGAGGACUGCACAGAACAGAGCUGCACAGAGGGCGUUCAGGGAGCGUAAGGAGAAACGAAUGUUGGAACUAGAGGAUAAGGUGCGUGCUCUUGAACAGGAGAAGAUGCAAAUAGCUAAUGAGUCGGAGUUGUUACGUAUUCAGGUGAAGCAGCUCAUGGGUCAACUGGGCAGAAAUGGCACUACGGGUCAUAUUCAAGGCACUGGCAUGAGGAGUGAAACAUACCCAGAGGAGCUUGAAAGGGAGGAUAGUUCGUCGGUACGAAGAGACUCUUCCUCAGAUGAGAAGAGUACCAACAACACCUCGUCGAACUCUAGUGUUUCGUCAGCAACUCCGGUAUCUUUUGCUGAAGAAGGAUACAAUUUUACGAAACCUUUACCUGAUACUGCGUCUAGGAACCCAACUACGGACUACAAUUUGAACUUGUCCAACAAACUAAAUAACAAGUCUUUCAAAGACCAUUAUGAUGAACAGAUUUUUUGCAAGGAACUGGGUGAAGUUUGUGGUUCGAAAUCGUGUCCAUUUCCAAAGGACAAGAAGGCGUAUUCUUCUUCUACCAGCCCCGGUACAAUAGUCGGCAACAAUCAGAAAUAUGGCAGCACUAUGAGCAUGACUAGUAACGGCAAUAAUACUAGUGGUAGUAGCAGCAAUAUUGCUUACCAGUCUGCGUCCACCAUGACAACUCCUUCUGUUGAUUCGAGCUCUAGAUCUAAUAACACCAAGAGUCCAUUUACGAGUUCUCUCUUUGAUGGGAGUGUUAAUGGUGAUCAGGAUAUCCUUGCUGAGAUAGGCAAAGAUGAGAUUAAUGCCAAUGGUAAUGAGGAUAUCAAAGGCAACAACAACUCUAUCUGGAAUAUCGGUAAAGGCCUAGAUUCGUAUGCCUUUUUGGAUAGCAACAAGAAUAACGAAAUGGACUUCUUAUUUGACGAUGGAAAGAAAGUAAGCCAUGACACGAACACUUUAAUCCAAAGUCAUCCUGAAGCUUUUCAACUUGAUGCCAACUCAUCUUUGUUCAACGACAAUCUUACGCCAGAUUUUGACGCCGACGUUGAUUUUGACAAUGAUGACGUUUUUGAUGAUUUAUUGAAAUUACCGUAUGAUGAUCUCAACUUUAAUAAUCAAUUGAGUGAGCUUGAUCACAAGCAAGGUGAUAACAAAAGCGGGAAUGCGUCUGGUGUUAAUAACCGGGAAGCUGUCACCGAUUUAGUGACUGACGAAAAUGAAGAGGUCCCAGACACCAAUCAGAAUCUCAUGCAAUGUUCACAAAUUUGGGAGAGAAUAACUACGCAUCCAAGGUUCACGGAUCUGGAUAUCGAUAACUUAUGUGACGAGUUGAAGUCGAAAGCCAAAUGCAGUGAGUCUGGAGUAGUGGUUGAUGGUGGUGACGUGGGGAAACUGCUACAUCAAGCUACGUGCGAAAAGCAGAAACAAAAGGAGAGAGAACGGGAGCUGGCUAUCAAACGAGCGGCUAUCAACUCAGAAGCCAAUACUUUCCUGAACGGUUUCUGGUGAAGUUCAGUGAUUUGCUUCUUUUCUAAUCAAUUUACUACCACAAUUAUUCUUAUAAUCUCUACUCAUGAUUAUCUUUGCAAAUCAUUCAGUACUUCUCCUUUUUUUCUUUUUCGAUUCUUUUCUUUUCUUUUCUUUUCUUUUUUUUGCUCUUACCUACAUUCAUCUAUAAGGUGUGUUUACCUCCCUGUAUUUAAUAUAGAUUUGAUGGCGAU
Molecule: messenger RNA, 1925 nt
Organism: Pichia membranifaciens NRRL Y-2026
Lineage: Eukaryota; Fungi; Ascomycota; Pichiomycetes; Pichiales; Pichiaceae
Exons: 1
Coding region: 112-1713 (533 amino acids)
Cellular component (GO): RNA polymerase II transcription regulator complex
Molecular function (GO): DNA-binding transcription activator activity, RNA polymerase II-specific; transcription cis-regulatory region binding
Source: RefSeq, a predicted model, not a curated record